Rubroshorea leprosula is the source of this 923-nucleotide messenger RNA. The record is from the annotation of a GenBank genome assembly. Lineage: Eukaryota; Viridiplantae; Streptophyta; Magnoliopsida; Malvales; Dipterocarpaceae.
GAUCUCUAAACGCUUCUUCAGUUCAUCUCCCAACAGCUUCACCCAACUCACAUGGAAUCUCCGGCCAAAUCGUCCACCUGCCAUUUGCUGGCUCUACCCUAUCCUGGCAGAGGUCACAUUAACCCCAUGAUGAACCUCUGCAAGCUACUCUGUUCCAAGAAAUCCGACCUCGUCAUAACCUUCGUGGUCACUCAAGAGUGGUACGGCUUCAUUGGCUCCGACAGCAAACCGGCCAACGUCCGUUUCUGCACGCUUCCAAAUGUAAUCCCAUCCGAACUUGCUCGAGCCAAGGACUUUCCCGCUUUCUUCGAAGCAGUGUUUACCAGGAUGGAAGCGCCGUUUGAGCAGCUCCUUGAUCGGCUCCAGUUACCGGUCACCGUCUUACUAAUUGAUACUUACAUGGGUUGGGCUGUUCGAGUAGGGAAUCGGAGGAAUAUUCCGGUGGCUUCGCUUUGGACCAUGUCGGCGUCGGUGCUGUCGGUUCUUCACCACUUCGAUCUUCUCGUGAAGAAUCAGCAUUUUCCGGUUAAUCUAUCAGAGCAUGGUGACGAGAUUGUGGACUACAUCCCUGGACUUCCUUCUAUCACUUUAGCAAAUCUGCCAACAAUUCUCCAUGGAACCGGCCACCAGACCUUGCCCCGAGCUCUGGAAGCUAUUUCGUUGAUUCCCAAAUCUCAAUAUCUUCUCUUCACUUCUGUCUACGAGCUUGAAUCCCGAGUUAUUGACGUUUUGAAGGCAGAAUUUACUUUCCCUGUCUAUGCAAUUGGACCCAGUAUACCUUUCUUCACAUUGAAAGAUAAUUCCCCAACUUCCAACUACCUACAGUGGCUGGAUUCCCAGCCUAAAGCUUCAGUCUUGUACAUAUCUUUGGGAAGUUUUCUAUCAUUGAAUUGAUUUUAUUAAGAUAAAAGAUUGCCUUUUUG